AUGUCUGUUGCAACUACCGAUAUUCUUCUUUGUUCAUCAUCUAUACUUUCAUCAAAUUCUGACUCUCAUCGUCUAUCAACAUCACGUCAAUAUUCUCCAACAACAAAAAGAAAUGAACGACAAUCUCUACCAAGAAAUAAUGUCUUUGGUGAUAGCGUUAUUGAUUCAUUUCUUGUUUCAUCAUCAUCAUCAAAUUUAACUCAAUCAACAACAAAUAUUUCUCAACAAGAUAUAUCAAAACGAGUUUCAUCAUCAACAAAACGUUAUGUUUCAUCAUUUAAAACACUAGUGAAUUCUACUAGUAGCAAACAUGCACAACGAUUAAGUUAUGUUAAUGAUAGUGUUAUUAUCGUUAAAUUAUCAAAAGAAAAUGCAACAGAAAAUAAUAGUAGUAUAUCACAGUUAUCGAACAAAAAUUCUACUUUACCAAUGACAGCAUCAAGAACCCUUACAACUCCAUCUCGUAAACAAUCAUCUUUUUCUCCAUCAAGAUUAAGUCCAGUGUUGAAACUUGAAGCGCAGAAACGUCGACUUACACAUCAUGAUUCUUCUUCAAUUACAUCAACAAAUAAUUAUUUAAAUAUUUCUUCAAAUUUAAUUAAUAGUAUGGCAAUGAGUACAACCAGUCAUACACCAUCCAAUCCAUCUUUAUUUACUUAUCGAAAUACACUAACAGGAGGCAACACUAUUCGACAAAGAGCAUUCGUUGAAACACCUACGAAUAACUUAUUAAUUACAACAGAACGAAUUAAAUCAAAUAUAUCUUCAGCUAUGCGUCCAACACGGCAACCAUUAACAACAGCAACUGCAACAACAACAAUGUCAUCUACAUAUAUUUCAUCUCAACAAUCACAACGUAAUGCUAAUCAAAAUACAAGAUCACGUAUUCAACAAGAUAAAUCAAUGAAUUUGAAAGAACUUUAUGAAUAUCCUGAUCCAUUUACUAAUUGUCCUCAAGAUUUUCUAAGUAAAUUAGCUCAACUUACAAAACUUCAAUUAGAAACAAUUGAAUGGGAAAAGAAACGACGAUUUGCAAAGAAAAAAACAAUACCAAACGGCAUGAUACAAGGAAAAGACAGUCCUUAA
Messenger RNA from Rotaria sordida, 1086 nucleotides. The record is from the annotation of a GenBank genome assembly. NCBI's taxonomy places the organism in Eukaryota, Metazoa, Rotifera, Eurotatoria, Philodinida, Philodinidae.